This is a messenger RNA of Corythoichthys intestinalis (scribbled pipefish), 588 nucleotides long. RefSeq names its product neuropeptide Y (gene npy). Gene Ontology annotation, cellular component: extracellular region. Gene Ontology annotation, biological process: feeding behavior; neuropeptide signaling pathway. The transcript is spliced from 4 exons. NCBI's taxonomy places the organism in Eukaryota, Metazoa, Chordata, Actinopteri, Syngnathiformes, Syngnathidae. Gene Ontology annotation, molecular function: neuropeptide Y receptor binding; neuropeptide hormone activity. The coding region runs from base 102 to 401 and encodes 99 amino acids. The record is from RefSeq and is a predicted model, not a curated record.
CGCCUGGUCUACACGUAUAAAGCCCAGCGCGCACCAGACGCACUUCACAUCAGAGACGCAACAGCAUUACGCGCAGACGGCCCGAGAACACCCUGGAAAUUAUGCAUUCUAACUUUGUCAGUUGGCUGGCAACCCUGGCGUUCCUGCUGUGGGCGCUGCUGUGCCUUGGCACCCUGACAAACGGAUACCCGGUGAAACCGGAGAACCCAGGGGAGGAUGCCCCUGCGGAGGAGCUGGCCAAGUACUACUCAGCGCUGAGACACUACAUUAAUCUCAUAACAAGACAGAGGUAUGGCAAGCGGUCCAAUCCUGAGAUCCUGGACACACUGGUCUCAGAGCUGUUAUUGAAAGAAAGCACAGAUACGCUUCCACAGUCAAGAUACGACCCAUCGUUGUGGUGAUGAGGUCAUCACCCUUGUCCGACCUCCACACGUGGGAAACAUGUCGUCGUACUUCUUCUUGCCCAUCUGCUAACGUUCUGCUGCUUGGUGCCAUCAAAUUGUAAAUAUUUCACCUCACGGUUGUCAUCUGAUGUCAAAAGUAAAUUGGGGCCAGUGUGUGUUAAUUGUGUUGUAUAUUUGUGCGAUU